This is a messenger RNA of Paramecium octaurelia, 324 nucleotides long. Lineage: Eukaryota; Ciliophora; Oligohymenophorea; Peniculida; Parameciidae. The record is from the annotation of a GenBank genome assembly.
AUGCUUUUAUUCAGCUUGAGAAAGAUAAUGAAAUUGGAUAAAAGAUUAAUAAAUGCAUUCAAAAUUCUACUAAAUAAGUAAGAUUGAAUUAAUAUACAGAACUAAUUUCUAAUUAGGAUUGUUUAUGGGUUUGUAGACAUUCUAACUCAAAGGCAUUUAAUGAUCAUUAAGAACGAUAAUAAAAAGGAAGAUGGAAUUAAGGCUCUUUUGAAAGGGUUCUUUGUCGAAGGUUUAAGUUUCAUGACUCUAGAAGAAAAUUUCAUAUAAUCUUUACUUUAGCUAAACAAUUAUAUUAAUAUAUUUCAAAUAAUAAAUUUAAUAUGA